Messenger RNA from Paramisgurnus dabryanus, 2294 nucleotides. The record is from RefSeq and is a predicted model, not a curated record. NCBI's taxonomy places the organism in Eukaryota, Metazoa, Chordata, Actinopteri, Cypriniformes, Cobitidae.
CAGACCCCUGAAGUGUUGAAGAAAAUGUUUCUCAUGUUUGUUUAUCUCAGUUUGUGCUUCUGCGGUCUGGCUGGUGUGUUUGGUGAUGAAGUGAAGUCAGUGUCAGUGAUGGAGGGAGAUUAUGUUACUCUACACACUGAUAUUAUUAAACUUCAGACAGAUGAUCUGAUAUUGUGGAGGUUUGGACCUGAAAAUUCUCUCAUAGCUCGAAUCAAUGGAGUGGCCAAAGAUAUAUCAAUAUUUGAUGAUGUUCUUGAUGGGAGAUUCAGAGACAGACUGCAGGUGAAUAAUCAGACUGGAGAUCUCACCAUCACAGACAUCACAACUCAACACAUUGGACUUUAUCACAUGAUCAUCAGCGGCAAACAGAAGAUCUCAUACAGAGUCAAUGUUAUUGUCAAUGGUGUGUUUGGUGAUGAAGUGAAGUCAGUGUCAGUGAUGGAGGGAGAUUCUCUUACUCUAUACACUGAUACUAAACUACAGAGAGAUGAUCUGAUACUGUGGAGGUUUGGACUUCAAAAGUCUCUUAUAGCAAGAAUCAAUGGAGGGGCCAAAGAGAUCUCAAUAUAUGACGAUGUUCUUAAUGGGAGAUUCAGAGACAGACUGCAGUUAAAUAAUCAGACUGGAGAUCUCAUCAUCACAGACAUCACAACUCAACACAAUGGACUUUAUCACAUGAUCAUCAGCGGCAAACAGAAGAUCUCAUACAGAGUCAAUGUUACUGUUUAUGGUGUGUUUGUUAAAACAGAUGAAGUGAAGUCAGUGUCAGUGUCAGUGAUGGAGGGAGAUUCUGUUACUCUACAUACUGAUAUUACUGAAAUGCAGAAAGAUGAUAUGAUACUGUGGAGAUUUGGACCUGGAAAUUCUCUCAUAGCUACAAUCAAUGGAGUGGCCAAAGAUAUCUCAGUAUUUGAUGAUGUUCUUGAUGGGAGAUUCAGAGACAGACUGCAGGUGAAUAAUCAGACUGGAGAUCUCACCAUCACAAACACCAAAACCAAAGACUCUGGACUUUAUCAAAUGAGCAUUAACAGCACUAAAGAGAGCUCAUAUAGAUUCAAUGUUACUGUCUAUGGUGUGUUUGGUGAUGAAGUAAAGUCAAUAUCAGUGAUGGAGGGAGAUUCUGUUACCCUACAAAGUAAUAUUACCAAACUACAGAGAGAUGAUCUCAUACUGUGGAGAUUUGGACCUGAAAAUUCUCUCAUUGCUCGAAUCAAUGGCGUGGCCAAAGAUAUCUCAAUAUUUGAUGAUGUUCUUGAUGGGAGAUUCAUAGACAGACUGCAGGUGAAUAAUCAGACUGGAAAUCUCAUCAUCACCGACACUAAGACCAAAGACUCUGGACUUUAUCAAAUGAUCAUCAGCGGCAAACAGAAGAUCUCAUACAGAGUCAAUGUUACUGUCUAUGAUGAAGUGAAGUCAGUGUCAGUGAUGGAGGGAGAUUCUGUUACUCUACACACUGAUAUUACUGAAAUACAGAAAGAUGAUCUGAUACUGUGGAGGUUUGGACUUCAAAAGUCUCUUAUAGAAAGAAUCAACGGCGCCCCCAGUGAGACCUUAAUAAAUGAUGAUGUUCUUGAUGGGAGAUUCAGAGACAGACUGAUGGUGAAUGAUCAGACUGGAGAUCUCACCAUCAAGGACACCAAAACCAAAGACUCUGGACUUUAUGAAAUGAUCAUCAACAGCGCUAAAGAGAGCUCAUACAGAUUCAAUGUUACUGUCUAUGCUUUUUUGCCCGUUCCUGUGAUCACCAGAGACUCUUCACAAUGUUCUUCAUCAUCUUCAAGCUCAAAUUGUGUGUUGUUGUGUUCAGUGAUGAAUGUGAGAGAUGUGAGUCUGUCCUGGUACAAAGGAAACAGUUUAUUGUCUAGCAUCAGUGUGACUUAUCUCAAUUUCAAACUCUCAUUACAUCUGGAGGUUGAAUAUCAGGAUAUAAACACAUACAGAUGUGUGGUAAACAAUGCCAUCAAAAAUCGAACUGAACAUCUUAACAUCGAUGAACUCUGUCAGCCGUGUUCAGGCUGUGUUUGCUGUUGUCAUGAUUUUGAAGCUGUGAUCCGAUUGGUCCUCUCUGCUCUGGUGGGCGUGGCUGCGUUUGCCAUUUUGGUUUAUGACAUCAGAUCGAGCAGUUGAACAGAAGAAAAGAUCAGAGACACCAUCAGACUGUUAGUGAUGAAACAUAUAUUAUAGUUACGUAAACCACUAUUUUUACUUUUCUUUUUAUUGUUUUUGCUUUGUAUAUAAAGCACUCAGAAGAUAUUAUUACUUUAAUAGCCGAUUUAAAAAAUAUGAAAAUUCUG